Molecule: messenger RNA, 2034 nt
Organism: Bactrocera neohumeralis
Lineage: Eukaryota; Metazoa; Arthropoda; Insecta; Diptera; Tephritidae
Product: protein disulfide-isomerase A5
Exons: 4
Coding region: 189-1754 (521 amino acids)
Biological process (GO): protein folding
Cellular component (GO): endoplasmic reticulum
Molecular function (GO): protein disulfide isomerase activity
Source: RefSeq, a predicted model, not a curated record
UCAGCUGUGUGGGUGUAUAAGUAGUAGCUACUUUACUUUGGUUAUUUUAAAUUUUAAGUCAUUAUGUUCUAAAAGUUUAUUAUUACAGUUUACUAUUAACACAAAAUAAAUCGAUAUACGGAAAGAUAGGGUAUAUUUAUGUGAUACACAUGCACUGCUUUGGCAUAAAUUAAGUAUUCGCUGAAAACAUGUACAUAAGGAAGUGGAGUAAACUAUUAUUCGUAUUGCUGGCGUUGCUAAGUAAAGAAAGCGGAGCCAAGACCAACUCUAAAAAUGCGGUAGUAGAGGAUAUAGCAGAUUUUAAAGAUUUCAAAAAACUAAUUCGUACCAAAACCAAUGUAUUGGUAUUGUUUGUUGCGGGGGUGAAGGAAGCACCUGUUGAGUUAAAGGUUUUUCGUGAAGCUGCAAAUGUAGUACGCGGUACAGGAACCAUGGUAUUAAUUGACUGUUUGCAAAGUGAACGUAAGAAACUUUGUAAAAAGUUAAAGGUUUCUCCCAACGCUUAUAUAUUUAAACACUACAAAGAUGGUGAUUUUCAUAAAGAUUAUGAUCGUCAAGUCAGUGUUGCGUCAAUGGUAAAUUUCAUGAGAAAUCCCACCGGAGAUUUACCAUGGGAAGAGGAUCCUGAGGGUGCAGAUGUGUUACACUUUGAUGACUACAAAACAUUCCAACGUCACAUGCAAAAAGAUACACGACCAAUGUUGGUAAUGUUCUAUGUACCAUGGUGCGGCUAUUGUAAGCGGCUGAAACCCGACUAUUCUAAAGCGGCAACAGAAUUAAAAGGUAAACCCUACGUUAUUGCUGCAAUGGAUGUAGAACGUACCGAGAACGCACCGGCAAGACGUGCCUAUAAUAUAACAGGUUUUCCCACCAUAUUAUAUUUCGAGCGUGGACAAUUGAAAAGCACGUAUGAAGGCGACAAUAAUAAGGAGGGUAUAAUUUCAUUUAUGAAAGAUCCAGAUGCAGCGCCUGUUCAAAAGGAAAAGGAAGCUGAUUGGUCAGCUGAUCCGAAUUCUGAAAUUGUGCAUUUGACAAGUCAAGGUUUUGAACCCGCACUCAAAGAUGAGAAAUCCGUUUUAGUUAUGUUCUAUGCGCCCUGGUGUGGUCAUUGUAAGCGCAUGAAGCCAGAAUAUGAGAAAGCGGCGCUAACUAUGAAAGAACGAAAAAUUCCUGGUGUGUUGGCCGCUUUAGAUGCUACUAAAGAGAAAACAAUUGCUGGCCAAUUCAACGUACGUGGCUAUCCAACGCUUAAAUAUUUUGUGCAUGGUGUUUUCAAAUUUGAUGUUAACGUGCGGGAUGCAGCAAAAAUAAUCGAGUUUAUGCAAGAUCCGAAAGAACCACCACCACCACCGCCACCGGAGAAGUCGUGGGAAGAAGAGGAGGGUAGUGAGGUGCUCUUUUUGAACGAAGAAAAUUUCAACACAUUGAAACGUAAAAAACACGCACUUGUAAUGUUCUAUGCGCCUUGGUGCGGUCAUUGCAAGAAAACCAAGCCAGAAUUUAGUGCCGCUGCUGAGGCAUUAAAAGACGAUCCACGCAUAGUGCUUGCUGCUGUUGAUUGCACCAAACAGCAAAAUCUUUGUAAAUCUCAUGGUGUUAAUGGUUAUCCCACUAUUGUUUAUUUUUCAUACUUAAAAACGAAAGCCGAUUACAGUGGUGGACGAAGCAGCAAGGAUUUUAUUUCCUACAUGACAAACCCAAACCUUUCGGCCAGUGAACCUGUACAUGUCAAACACAAGGUAGAUGAGCUGUGAUCCCAGUAUAACUGUGUGUAAUCGCAAUUUAUGAGUUGGAAAGUAUAUUUCAACUUAACUACUACCCAACGAAAUUAAUCUACAAAUGAAUCUAAAACUUUUUUUAUACUUACCUAACUAUAAGUUCAAAUUUGCUACUUGUGAGCAUUAUCUUUAUAAGUUAUCUAUUAUAUACAUACUCAAGUGUGAUUUUUCUUACAGUGCUCUCGAAUUUUGAUAAAUAAAAUCUAUCAUGUUUAGUAUUCAAUUUGUAUUAAAAUAAAAUAUUUCUUUGACUUCA